CACAAUUGAGAAGUAAAAAUGACUCGUUAAGAUGAACUAAAUUGUAUUUAUUUAUUUGGAAGCUUUCAGAAGAAAGUUUUGAGGUUCAACAUGGAAUUUUCAGUGCACUGGACUUGGCUUACUGCACUUUCAUGUCUCCUCUGUAUGGGAGGGGAAGUUGAUUGUAUUUGCACAGAGGAGAAAAUACAAAUUGAAGGAGGUAAUUACACACUGACUAAGAAGCUAGUGGCAGGCAGCUUGUUGAUCUACCAUUGUCCUGAGGGCUACUAUCCAUAUCCCUCUCUGACCCGUCUGUGCCAGCCUAAUGGCUCCUGGAGACCAAGACCCAAAACUUUUCUCCAUCAGAGAUGCAAGGUUGUUGAAUGCCCUGACCCCACUGUGCUGGAGUACGGAAACGUCUACCCCCCUCAGGAGAAGUACUUUGUGUACAAUGAGACCACGUAUGAGUGCUACUCUGGAUACACAAUGCGAGGCUCAUCCAUGCGUGUGUGCCUACCCAAUGGGAAAUGGAGCGGCUUCACUCCCAUUUGUAGUCAUGACUCAGGGGCCGAUUGUGCUGAUCCGGGAAUCCCAGCUGGCGCCUCAAGAACCGGGAACAUAUUCGGAAUUGACGAUAAAGUGAAAUACAGCUGCGAUAGCAACCUCAUUUUGGUCGGGAUGAAAGAAAGAGUGUGUCAGGAGAGCGGCCAGUGGACUGGCAAAGAGCCAGCAUGCUACUACAGACACACCUAUGACACUUCUUUGGAGGUUUCACAGGCGUUUGGCAGCGCAAUCAAAGGUAGUCUGGCCACUUUAGAGCCCACAGAUGACACGCAGGAGGGGAGAACAAUCAAGAUUUCAAAAAAUGGGACACUUGACAUCUAUAUUGCAGUGGAUAUUUCUGACAGCAUCGAAGCGAAAGACAUCGAUAAAGCAAUAAAUGCUAUCACAAAACUUAUUUCAAAGAUUUCAACCUUUACUGUGUCUCCAAACUAUGAAAUAGUCUUUUUCUCUGCUGAAGUGUAUGAAAUUGUCAACAUUCUUGAUUUUUUGGAUAAAAAAAUUGAGCUAAAGGCAAUCAUAGAUGAUUUGAAAAACUUUAAAGUGGACGAAAAAAACACUGGAACAGAUCUGAACCUCCUCUUUAUGACAUUCUUGGAGAGAAUGUCUAUCAUAAAGCUACGAGUUGGAGAAAAGGUUUUUAAGGAACAUCAACAUGUCUUUAUCCUUUUUACAGAUGGUGGUUAUAAUAUGGGCGGAUCUCCAGAAUUUACUUUGACAAAAAUAAAGAACUUGGUCUACAUGAACAACACUGGUCAACAAGGGACACAAUCAAGAGAGAACUAUCUGGACAUUUAUAUUUUUGCCAUUGGAGCUGAGAUCUUUGAUGAUGACCUGCAGCGGCUCACAGCAGGGACCGGUGGCUCGCAUUACUUCAGACUGAAGGACAUCACACAUUUAGAAGAGACAUUUGAUGACAUAAUUGAUGAAGAAGAAGUCAUGGGUCUAUGUGGUCUUCACACUGUGUUUGACGAAUCAGUAAAAGACGCAAGUAGGAAAAGGUAUCCAUGGUCGGCGUUCAUUAAUGUCCAGAACGAAGGACCGUCAAAAAACUGCAUCGGCUCUCUGGUGACCCCUCAGUUUGUCUUGACUGCCGCUCACUGCUUCACAUUUGGAGAUCUACCUGAGCAUGUCACAGUGAUCAUUGAUGAUGGACAGGUCAAAGAUAAAAAAGUUAAAACUUUCAUAAUACACCCAAAAUACAAUAAUAGCGCCAAAGCGGAUCAGGGUGUGAAGGAGUUCUAUGACUACGAUGUGGCUCUCAUCCAACUGAAGGAAGAUGUUAACAUCUCCAGCGUUGCUCGACCUAUUUGCAUACCUUGCACUCAGGAGACCAGUGAGGCUCUAAAACUGGUUGGCGUAUCCACCUGCCUGCAACAAGAGAAGAUUCUGUUCAAGAAUCAUAUCGAAAGACUCAAUUUCCUGAGCAAGAAAGGAGACUUGGUAGUUGAAAAAGAGGUUCAUGCUAAGCUGGGUGAUAAUAGAGAUGAGUGCAUCAGCCAUGCACUGGUGGCACCAGGCAUAACAACUCGUAAUCCAAAGGACGCCGUGACUGAUAACUUCCUGUGCACUGGUGGCCGGAAUCCAAGAGAUGAUAUAGCAUGUAAAGGUGACUCUGGAGGUGCUGUGUUCAAGAACUAUGAUGAUCGCACAAUACAGGUUGCAUUGGUCAGCUGGGGAACCAUGGAUGUGUGCAAGUCGGCUGGUGAUCUUGGUUCAAAAGAGAACUCCAGAGAUUUCCAUAUUAAUCUUUUCAGAAUUGUCCCUUUUCUCAAAUCGAUCCUUGGAAAUGACACCCAGGAUGAAUACGCACCACUUCAGUUUUUGAGUAGCUGAAAUGUAUUUGCAUACUGUGCUUUGAUUUGGAUUCUGUAUUUGUGUAUUCUGCAUGUUUAAACACACUGGAUAAUGAAAAGAUCCCAUUUUCAGGUAAUGUUAUCUUGUCAAAAGCAGACAUACAUACAUACACAUGUUCACAAUAAAUUCAAUUAAAUGCACAAUUAAAGUUAUGCAAAUAAUGGUCAGUUAAACUGUGCUUUAUCAUCAUGUAUUCUGUAUUAUCAGUGGUCAAUCAGGAUGUGAAGAGGAAGUUAAUAAAUCAAUUUAAAACUGUU
Cyclopterus lumpus (lumpfish) is the source of this 2654-nucleotide messenger RNA. Its product is annotated as complement factor B-like. Gene Ontology annotation, biological process: proteolysis; complement activation. The transcript is spliced from 19 exons. The record is from RefSeq and is a predicted model, not a curated record. Bases 91 to 2376 code for a protein of 761 amino acids. Lineage: Eukaryota; Metazoa; Chordata; Actinopteri; Perciformes; Cyclopteridae. Gene Ontology annotation, cellular component: extracellular region. Gene Ontology annotation, molecular function: serine-type endopeptidase activity.